AUGGGACGUUUCAACUUCAAGUCUUCAUUUACGUCAUGGUUGGUGAUUGCUUUUGCGAUUUCCGCUGCCAGUGGGCAACAAGUGGGCACCAACUGUUCGGAUGCUCGUAUUCGUCGAUCCUGGGAUACGUACAGUACGACGGAGAAGGCUCUGUAUCUGGAAGCGGUAGGCGUUGCCAUGGACUUGGGAUUCCACCAAAAAUUCGUCCAAGUGCACGUCGAGUUCAUGUCGGAGAAACAGGCGCAUCAAAACUGCAUGUUCAUCUACUGGCACCGCAUGCUGCUAUUGGGCUACGAGAAUAUGCUGCGAAGCUUGGAUGCCAAGUACCGUUGCUUGACACUCCCGUACUGGGACCAUCUCUCGGCGUACGCUCGACAAGCUGCUGGCCAAUGCAACUAUCUACUGGGCUGUACACCUUUUCUCACGGACUCUGGUGGUGCCAUGACGGGCGUCAGCGCGCGGUUGAUCAUAUACAACGUGUCCAUUGCGGCUUCGUACUCUACAUGCGUCAAUCAAGGCAUCCUGUCUCACUUCUGCGGCAACAACUCGGCCUGCGCUCAGUGUGUCACUCGCGGAUCUAAGAACUAUCUGGCAAGUACUCGUUACCCUGGAGAGGCUUCACUAGGUUCAAUGGUUCAGCAGGUCUUCACUUACAGCGAUUCAGCCAGGUUCACGCAGGCAGUCGAAGGGGGCGUUCACAGUAAGUUUUGGUGCAAAUUCUGUAGCGUAUUCAAUGCCUUACCAGUGUGGCUGUUCUCGUAA
Phytophthora infestans T30-4 is the source of this 762-nucleotide messenger RNA. RefSeq lists its product as uncharacterized. The record is from RefSeq and is a predicted model, not a curated record. NCBI's taxonomy places the organism in Eukaryota, Oomycota, Peronosporomycetes, Peronosporales, Peronosporaceae. The coding region runs from base 1 to 762 and encodes 253 amino acids. Gene Ontology annotation, molecular function: oxidoreductase activity. The transcript has a single exon.